CUCGCGAACUUGCCGCGCUCAGCCCGGCCGGCCGGGGGGCGGCGCGGGAAGGCGGGCGCACCGCCCCGGCGGCGGCCGGCUGUGGUCACAGGUGGGCGGCGGCGGGGAGGGCGCGGCGGAGAGCGGAGCCGGGGUCCCCGAGACUCCAGCCGUCGCGCCGGGAGCCCCGCGGAAAAGAGCUCGGGAGACGUGUCCGCGCCUCGGGAGGAGCGGACCCUUCUCCACUCCGCCUCGGCCUCUUCGACUGCAGCCGCACCUCGGCCGCGGCGCGCAGGCGUUGGUGGUUAAUCAGAGAUAGGCAUGCAUGUGUUUACAAGAUGUGAGUUGUGUUCUUCCCACUUUACCUUCUGAGGGCUUCGUAUGCCUCAUGGUGACAGGUGGAAAUCAUGACCCAGAAGGGCAGUAUGAAGCCAGUGAAGAAAAACAAAACGGAAGAACCUGAAUUGGAGCCCCUGUGCUGCUGCGAGUACAUAGAUCGAAAUGGGGAAAAGAACCACGUGGCUGCUUGUUUGUGUGACUGCCAAGAUCUGGAUGAAGGGUGUGAUAGAUGGAUCACGUGUAAGUCUGUGCAGCCUGAGACCUGUGAAAGGAUCAUGGAUACGAUCUCUGACCGCCUCCGGAUUCCUUGGCUUAGGGGAGCCAAGAAAGUUAACCUUAGCAUCCUUCCCCCACUCUUCCUGCUGCCUGUCUUCCUCCGAGUGGCUUCCUGGCAUUUCCUCCUGGGGGUGGUGGUUUUGACCUCCCUCCCUGUGCUGGCUCUGUGGUACUACUACCUCACUCACAGAAGGAAAGAACAGACUCUGUUUUUCCUGAGCCUUGGACUGUUCUCUCUGGGCUACAUGUACUACGUGUUCCUGCAGGAGGUGGUCCCCAAGGGGCGUGUGGGGCCCAGUCAGCUGGCUCUUCUUACCUGCGGGUUAUUUCUCAUACUCUUAGCCUUGUACAGAGCCAAGAAGAAUCCAGGCUACCUCAGAAACCCAGCAAACGAGGGCAGAUGUCCAAGCAGCAGCCAAACUGAAUGCCUGGACAGGAAAGGGCCAGAGAAGACCAAAGGGUUCCCCAGCACAGAUCCAGCGGGCGGUCUCAACAACCGCGCGCCCAAGGAUGAGCCCAAGGGCUGCCCCAGGACAUCGGUUGGAAGCCCCGCCAAGGGGAAGGAAGACUGGUGUGCCAAGUGCCGGCUGGUGCGGCCGGCCCGGGCGUGGCACUGCCGGAUCUGCGGCAUCUGUGUGAGGAGGAUGGAUCAUCACUGUGUCUGGAUAAAUAGCUGUGUCGGAGAAUCAAAUCAUCAGGCAUUUAUACUUGCCCUGUUGACCUUCCUGCUCACCUCGGUGUACGGGAUUGCGCUGACCUUGGACACCAUUUGUACAGAUAGAAGUGUCUUCACAGCUCUCUUCUAUUGCCCUGGAGUUUAUGCACAUUACAGCUCGGCUCUGUGCUUCACCUGCGUGUGGUACUCUGUGAUCAUCACGGGGGGCAUGGCCUACAUCUUCCUGAUCCAGCUGAUCAACAUCAGCUACAACGUGACCGAGAGGGAAGUGCAGCAGGCCCUUCGACAGAAGACGGGGCGCCGGCUGCUCUGCGGGCUCAUCGUGGACACAGGCCAGUACAAUCGGGGCUUUCUGCGGAACUGGCACCAGUUCUCCACUCUGGGCAUGCACCCCUUCCACCACCCUGCUGAGGACAUCGUAUGAAGUGCCUUUGGUACGGCUCCGGGGGUGGGAGGGUGUCUCCUCCCUCUGCUCCUUUGCAUCGCACACUUCGGUACGUGCAGGACGCGCGUGUUUAUCCCCAGUUUCUUAAAGGCGACAUAGGGCCAUGCUCAGGUUUAGGCACUGGACUGGGAAGAAAUUAAUUUUUCUGACUUCACAGUUUAAGAGAUUUUUGUAUCAAAGCAGUAAAAGUAGAGCCAUUCCUUUCCAGUCACCCAGGAUGUGGAUUGCUAAUGCACAAACUGAUAGAAGCAAUUCCCACCCGUUAGUAUGGGAGAAAGAGCUUUGGAUUAGGUUAGUUUCUAGUCCUUCUUUCAAUUCCUAAUAGCCAUGCGACCCUUAGUCAAGGCACUUCCCUGAGUCUCAGGUUCAUCUGUCAAGUGGGGUACUGAUGCCUGCCCUGGCUACCUCACAGAACGGUCUUUGGUGGGGAGGUCACGUGAGGGGCGUGUGAGGGAUGAGGUAUGUAUGUGGAAAGCACUGAAAAACAACUAAAAACUAAAGCACCAGAGAGGUAGGACGUAUUACUAGGAGAAUCCUAAGACUGGAAAAAAUAUUUUAGGUCAGAAUAUUGAAGCCAAUAUUAUUAGAGUAAUCCAUUUUCAGCAUUUCAGGGUGAGAAAAAAAAAAAAAAUCCCCAAAUACCAUGUUGUACAGUAAUGGGAAUUUCUCUUUCUGAAGUAUUAGAUAUUAACUACUCAAAUAGGGUAGAAGAUGACCAGGUGGAUCUACGUUAUCAUCUGAUCUUGAAAGGAGAGUUGAUAAUAAUUACAAGCAUAGUUAUUGCUAGUGUCAUGUACAGUGGUCAUGAGUUUAGGUGAUGAGUUCUUCCAUGGAUCUUAUUUCUUAUGUAUUUAUUCUGUUUGGAUUUACUCUGACUGCAAUAGGCAUCCGUGUUUUUCCCUCUUCCCAUGUGUCUCCCAGUCAGGUGCUAACACACUUGCGACAAUGGCUGGAUGAGAACAGACACUCCUAUGGGGAACAUUUUACUCUCUUUCUGGGUAGGGUAGCUGGUUAAUAUCAAGGGCUUGACUUUUUUGUUCAUGUAAGUAAUUCAGACACUGUCAGUAAUAGCACUAAGUUGCAAAAACCAGCCUUCUGGCGUUCACAUUAUUCUGGCACGAGCUAUCUUUGAGGGGCUGAUUGACGUCUUCCCACUUAACUUGCACGUUACUUCUCAUUCACCUUUCCCGAGGUAAAAGUAUCUCACUAGGAGAGAAGAAACAGGGUAUGUGUGGUUUCCACUAAUUAAUAGAUUACUGUUCUUCCCUAGCUCUUCCUAAAUUGUUUCUUUAAUCAUAUCUCAAAAUGGAAAAUGCAUAAAGGAUUAAAUAUUUAGCGUGGGUCUAUUCUGCCACAGAAUUAAGAUGAGGCAAUUUCCUAUGGGGAAAAUACCCUCCUGAAAUAUUUUGGUUUUGUACCUGUACUUUUUCUGGAACCCCAAAGAAUUCAUGAGCCCUUAAAUUUGCCUUGGCUUAUAGCUUAAUAUAGGGAAAAUAUUGCCAGCUUUUUCAGUCAGUCUUUCUGUGUAUGCUGCUGUAGCAAGAGGUUUAUGAAGGUCGAGAAGAAAUAUUGCUACUUCUACAGCCAACUCUACCCUCUGCACCUGGCACCAUCCCUAGUCCUGCCAUUAAUUGAGGCUGUCCUUAAGACAGGCACCACAUUUUUAUACAAGCUUGUUGCUCUCCCCAGAGAUGGACUGUUGAAUGAACAAUAGGCUCCGUAUUCCACUAGGAUGAGCCCAACAGCAAGUCUGGGGAUGUUAGCAUAGCCUGUGGUUUGUACUGUGAUGCCCUGUCCGUGGCCCAAAAUCAAGCAUCCGUUCAGAAUUAACAUUGGAGCUGGUAUAAAAGAGAGUGAGUAAUAAUGUCAAGGACAGCACAUGUGGCCAGAUUCUGCUUGUAGUCUCUUGAAUACCAGAUGUAUAGCCAACUCUGAUCGUCUGGCAAUUGAUAAUAAAAUUCAUAGAAAUGUUACUGUAGUCAGUAAUCUUGGCCUCUUGCCAGAUCUUUAACAACAAUCAAAAUAUGAUGAGCUGAAGAUGAGGAGCACCCAACAGACCAGAGUCACUUGGGAGAACAAGGACUGAUCAUCAUUGUUAAGACAGCACAUCCCUAACAGGGUUACCUGGAUGGGGCAACUUACUGUUUCCCUCCCUCAGAUAAGGACUCCUUGUGUAUUAUCCUGGCUGAUUGGAAUUAAGGUGCUGUCUGAAGUUGAGAGCUUCGUGAUUGGAAGUUUACAGAAGAAAGCUCAAACCUUUGAAAAGCUCAGCGGUUUUGUGGAGUAAAAGCCUAUGGAAGUAUUUGCACCAAAAGGAGCAGGAACCAGGGGGCUCUCUGUGAGCAGUUUCUGUAGACUCUGGGAUAUCCUUGGUCUGUUCUCCUGCAGCUUCAGGCCUUUUUAUGAUCUGGAACUAUUUCAGGGAUUUUGUCCUUUGAAAGGACAAGGCCUCUGUGAAUGAAUGGGUCCCAGAGAAACAUGUGGUUGGUGGUGGUGGGAAAUGCCCUGCAAACCAGUAACCUGCAGUUUCUUGGCCAUAGGAGCAGGCCCGCCUCAACAUAUUUCAGACAAGUGGGUCUGCCCCUUUCACCGCACAUCCUCAGCCUCUGUUAAGCAUACUGGACAUGGAGUUCAGUAAAUGAUCUACUGUAGCCUGACCACCUACAUUACUGUCAUGUGUACUCUUCCUGGGGAAGAGAAAUGGGUCUGCUUGAAAGAUUUGAGGGAAAAGUAGUUAAGGAUCAGGAUUGCAUGAAAGGAGAAAAUCCUUCAAUAUUUAAAAAUGUUUCUUAUGCUACCCAAAGAGUUAUUUGGUGAUUGUAGCUGGGCGCACCUAAAGUGAACUGGCCAUUGAUAACGCUCCUUUGGUAGGCUUCUCUGAUGCCGCUGAAGUCAAGCCUUAAGUGUGUUUUGGGGACGCUGGGCUGCUUCUCUCACGUCAGCCACCUGUGUGUCUGUUUUUAGGAUCCUGUAAAUCUUCGCUCUCCAAGUACUGGUGAUCUCCUUUGCUGAAUGAAUUAAAUGUUGUCUUCCACUGUACCAUCUGCCUAGCAGAAAGACUGCUACAAACUUUCUCUUAUGCAAUAGUCCUUGGUAUUUCAAAAAUUUUUAGCAAGAGAAAAUUUUCUAUACUAGAAUCUUCCACUGCCAGAAAACACAAUGCUGGUAAGGUUCUCUAUUAUAGUGACUAUCUGCUUAAUAGACUAUUUCCUUUGGGUAGGACAUUAGCUUUUUAUUAUAAAACUCAACUAGUAUAAACAAAAAUAUGACAUCUAGAAGCACAGCUUUAACCAGGAUGUUUGAAAAUUAAUGUUUUGUGAGGUUUAAGGGUCCCGGUAAGUAGGUUUAUAUGACAACUUCAUUUUAGCCAUAUUUUUGUACCCUGCAUUUUAAAAAGGAGCAUUUCCUCAAACAAGCAGUGGGUAAUGGAGUCUUUUGCUUGAGGCACCUGUUUGGAAUCUGGUUUUCUCAUCAGCAGCUUGACAAGUGUGCCAUUUUGUAUUAAACAUUACAGAGGUGAUGCAGGGGAGGAUGAGAGCUAUGCUUCACUUACUGCUGAAUAAAAUUCGCUAUGUUCUUAUGGAUGCUUUUUGUUAUUAAUAUAAAUUUUUUGCAAAAUCAGCUACGUGUAAUCCUGUUUCUAAUGGACAGUUUUCCCCAUUUCAGUUGGUUCUGAGUGUUUCACUGUAGUAUCAGCAGCAGGCCAAAGACUGAAUGGCUUAAUGGAGACAAAUUCCUUAGAGGUUGUGACUAUUUCCGAGUUGGGCUUGUGACUUGCUACUGCUCUAGCCUACCUGAUGGCAACUUUUACUUCUAGAAUAAUCAUACUUUAAAAGCAGAGCUUUAAAACCAGAGCUAGUCUAUUUCUAGUUAUUGAUGCAACCAAAAUCCUCUGUUUCUUCAGGUGGCACCACUGACAAGAUGCCGUGUUACAGAACUCAACUUGUUGUGGUGCUACGGUCUGGGUGAUUUGAUGGUUUGAGUUGUUGGGGCUUCUGAGCCUUUUGAUUUGAUUACAUUUCUGGGUCUGAUAUUAGACUAGAGGAAACCCAGGAAAAUUUAUUUAAUAUUAAAUUUAAAUGUAACUGAUUCAACAACAUUAAAGGGGAUUUCUGAAGCCAACACUGGAGGCUGCAGGCUAAACAUUUUGCACUGUUUUUAUACUUUUAUUCAUAUUCUCUUAUCACCUCAGACUCAGACACAAGGCCUUUUAAACGGAGAUUUAAAAAAAUUACUGCCAUUUAUGUAAAAUAAUGUACUGUGUCCAAGUUGUUUAAAUGGAAAAUAAAGUGCUUUC
This is a messenger RNA of Hippopotamus amphibius kiboko, 6012 nucleotides long. It is a transcript of the gene ZDHHC23, whose product is annotated as zinc finger DHHC-type palmitoyltransferase 23. The record is from RefSeq and is a predicted model, not a curated record. Gene Ontology annotation, biological process: protein targeting to membrane; peptidyl-L-cysteine S-palmitoylation. Lineage: Eukaryota; Metazoa; Chordata; Mammalia; Artiodactyla; Hippopotamidae. Gene Ontology annotation, cellular component: Golgi apparatus; endoplasmic reticulum. Bases 387 to 1694 code for a protein of 435 amino acids. The transcript is spliced from 5 exons. Gene Ontology annotation, molecular function: protein-cysteine S-palmitoyltransferase activity.